AAAUACAAAUUGCAACGCGCGAAGUCGCCCAUAAAUCAGCGGUCCGAAUCCCGUAUAACAAGCUGUUCUGAAUCCUAGAACAAUUCUCGCGAAUUGAAAAAUCUAAUCGCUUCUCGGAUUUCGACAGCUGCGCGAAUUAUAGAGAGCUUGCGGCCGCGAAUCUGGCAUCCGAUGGCACACACACACACACACACACACUAAUACCUUAUCUCCUCCGCUCCACUCUGUCAAUAUUAUGUACAUAUACUAGAGCUUCCCUCCCCAUUGUCGCGUCUCGCCUACACAGUAUAAGUACAUUAUAAUGACGAUCAUCAGUCUUCUUUUCGUCGCGUCUACAUUGCGUAUAUGCGCAAUUGAUAAGAGAGCCGCGGUGCAAGUAUAGUCGGAACGAGAUAGGCCGAUAGACAGAUGUAGCGAGAGAUAUAGAGUCGUGCGUGUGCGUAUGUGGAGGAGUGGGAAGAAGAAGAAGAAGAAGUAGAGGAGACGACGACGCCAGGUCGGGAGGCUAAGGUCGUCACGGGAGCGAGUGAGUCUCUUGGACGACGGGGGACCGGAACGAUGAGGAGAUGUGUCGAAGGUGGAACAUUAUGACUUCAAAGGACUCGAAAGCUCAUGCCGGUCCUGCGCCCAAGCGGCGCAGGAUAAAGGUCAGCAAGUACGCGCCGAUCUUCAAAUGGCUGCCGAAGUACAACAAGUACAGGGCGGUAUCGGACGCCAUCGCCGGCAUCACCAUCGGGCUGACGAUGAUACCCCAGAGCAUCGCCUACGCCACCCUCGCUGGACUCUCCGCACAGUACGGUCUGUACUCGUCGUUCCUGGGCGGCUUCCUGUACGCGAUCUUCGGUGGCAUCAGGGAGAUCUCGAUCGGUCCGACCUCUCUCAUGGCCAUACUCACCCUCGAGUUCACCAAAGGCACGAACCCCGAAUUCGCCAUUCUCCUGGCCUUCCUCGCCGGCUGUAUCGAGCUCGUCAUGGGCAUGCUGGAUCUGGGAUUCCUCGUGGACUUCAUAUCACUGCCGGUGACGUCGGGUUUCACAUCCGCCACCUCCGUCAUCAUCAUCGUGUCGCAACUCAAAGGACUCUUCGGGCUGAAGAUCCAGGCGUCUAGUCUGCUGGGCCAGAUGUACAAGAUCGGCGAGAAUCUGGAGAACGCGAAGAUGGGGGACACUAUCAUGGGCCUGACGUGCAUCGUUGUGUUACUCUGCCUCAGAAAGCUGAAGGACGUGAAGAUCGCGGACACGAGCCUCCGCUGCGUCAUUAUCUCCAAGACGCUCUGGUUCUUGUCGGUCGGCCGCAAUGCCCUCGUGGUCUUGACGUGCUCCGUAAUUAGCUUCUAUCUGCACCAAGGCGGACAGACGCCGUUCGCACUCUCAGGCCAAGUGCGAUCGGGGUUGCCGGGCGUCGCCUUCCCGAGUUUCUCAACGUCCGUCAACAAUCAGACCUACAGCUUCGGCGAGAUGUGCUCGCACCUGGGCUCCGGGAUCAUCAUCGUACCUCUCGUUUCGGUACUCGCCAACAUUGCCAUCGCCAAAGUCUUCGCCAGUGGCUCCGUGAACGCCUCACAAGAGAUGCGCACCCUGGGCAUCUGCAACAUCUUGGGCAGCUGUGUAAGCUCGAUGCCGACUUGCGGAGCUUUCACUCGCAGCGCCGUCAGUCACGCCAGUGGGAUCCAGACUCCCUUCGCUGGCAUCUACUCAGGUAUAAUGACGAUACUGGCGCUGAGCUUCCUGACACCGUACUUCUUCUACAUCCCGAAGGCGGUCCUCUCGGCUGUGCUCAUCAGCGCCGUCAUCUUCCUCAUGGACUUUCGGAUAGUCCAGCAGCUUUGGCGCGGCAGCAAGAGAGACGCCGUGGCGACGAUAGGCACCUUCAUCGUCUGCAUAGUCUUCAACGUGGAGGCAGGUCUGCUUCUAGGUAUCGUCUCGAACAUCGUCUACUUGCUUUAUCUGUCGGCCAGACCCUCGAUCGUAGACACCGAGUGCACGGCGAAUAUGGAGCAUAAAUAUUUACUCAUCCGGCCAGACGUCGGCCUCUUCUUUCCGGCUGUGGAUUUCUUAGCUAAUAAAAUAACGGAUAUAGCGGACGACCGAGCGGGGCCGAGUAUUCCCGUCGUCCUCGACUGUCAGAGGUUCCGCGGUAUCGACUACACGGCUGUGAAGGGCUUGGAGAAGCUAAUCAAAGACUUCAAAGAAAAAGAUCUGACUCUGUGGUUUAUCAACCUCAACCCGAAGGUCGUCAAGUCUAUCAGGACUCUCGGAGACUUAGAUAAAUUCAAGAUACUUAAAAACGAGGCCGAGGUUGUCGCACUGCUAUGUGGACUCGACAAAGAAAACAGCGUGAACGUGCAGAUCGUCAGCGAAAACGCAAGGGACAUUCCGAUGAAGAUACUGCCCUCGAUGCCGGAGGUUGAAUCUCUUCUCGCCAAGGGAAGCAACGGGGAGCCGCGUUAGCAAUUGACAUUCCUGAUUUGAGUAUUAAACUAUUAUUAUUGUAAUACAUCUGAACUACCGUACGCUUAGGUGUUAAAUGAAUCGUACGCUGUGGUGAGUCGAAGUUACACAAUCGUACGUGUUUAUUGGAGUUUAUACAAUACAGUCUACAAAAAGUUAUACAAAACCAAGCGGCUUUCUCAUUGUACAAAUCAUGUAUAUAAUUUCGUGCUUUUAUGUCUAAUGUAAGCGCUAAGCAAAUUAUCCAACACUGUGUAUAUAUACGUAUAAUAUCCAUUUCUUUCGUCUGUGUAGAAGCAUAUAAAGACAGCUAUUAUUGACUAAACGUAAAGUUAGAUAUAAAAUAUGAUAUGUAUCUUUGUUGUGCAAGUUUAAGAUUGUUCUGGCCUCAUAAAAAAAUAUUUGAAUCGAUUUCAGAUUGAAAGCUCGAUUUACCCAUUACUUUUUUUCCUAAACUAGUUUUGGAGUUUUAACAUCUACUUCUUUGAUUAGAGUUGUUUCUUAGUUUAUCAAAUAAUAGCUGACUUGGAAUUCGUUUAGCGAUUUUUUCGCGUGCCAAAGCUAAUUUAAUAACUUAGAAAUAGAGUACAACAAUCAUAACAGGUACGCAAAUUCUCCGCUAUAAAAAGCAGUAAUUCAUACAUUGCAGUAAAAGUAAUCGUGCACAACCUUUUGCACUCAUACCUACGAUAUUUCGAAUUUUCUGAUGUAAAUAUCAAAAUCAACGUGAUAUUGUACAAAAUUUGUCUCAAGUAUGCGCCUAAUCAAUUAUAUACUACAGUUUUAAUUUGUUUCCUAAUUGGCGUUGGUGCAUAUACAAUUAAUAUCCUACUUUAAUAAAUUAACAAAAUUCGCAUUGCGCUAUCACA
Molecule: messenger RNA, 3319 nt
Organism: Nasonia vitripennis (jewel wasp)
Lineage: Eukaryota; Metazoa; Arthropoda; Insecta; Hymenoptera; Pteromalidae
Product: sodium-independent sulfate anion transporter
Exons: 12
Coding region: 567-2450 (627 amino acids)
Biological process (GO): transmembrane transport
Cellular component (GO): membrane
Molecular function (GO): sulfate transmembrane transporter activity
Source: RefSeq, a predicted model, not a curated record